Molecule: messenger RNA, 295 nt
Organism: Gekko japonicus
Lineage: Eukaryota; Metazoa; Chordata; Lepidosauria; Squamata; Gekkonidae
Gene: TOMM20L
Product: translocase of outer mitochondrial membrane 20 homolog (yeast)-like
Exons: 3
Biological process (GO): protein import into mitochondrial matrix; protein targeting; tRNA import into mitochondrion
Cellular component (GO): mitochondrial outer membrane; mitochondrial outer membrane translocase complex
Molecular function (GO): transmembrane protein transporter activity
Source: RefSeq, a predicted model, not a curated record
CUGCGUGAGCAGAAGGACGCGGCCAAGGUGCAGGACUUCUUUCUGCAAGAAAUCCAGCUGGGCGAGCUGUGGCUGGAAAGAGGAGAGCAGAAGAAGGCCAUCGAGCACCUCACCAACGCAAUCUCGCUGUGUACGCACCCGACCGAGCUCAUGAACGUCCUGGAGCAGACUCUGCCGCCUCAAGUAUUCGAGAUGCUGGUGCACAGAAUUCCACACGUUACGCAACGGCUUGAGGCAGCCCUGCAUGAGCAGGAUCCGCCGGACGAGUGAGAGCGCGGUGUCGCACCCGGGGCUA